Messenger RNA from Panicum virgatum (switchgrass), 1881 nucleotides. Its product is annotated as probable apyrase 6. Gene Ontology annotation, cellular component: membrane. Gene Ontology annotation, biological process: nucleoside diphosphate catabolic process. Gene Ontology annotation, molecular function: nucleoside diphosphate phosphatase activity. The transcript has 9 exons. The record is from RefSeq and is a predicted model, not a curated record. Lineage: Eukaryota; Viridiplantae; Streptophyta; Magnoliopsida; Poales; Poaceae. The coding region runs from base 85 to 1641 and encodes 518 amino acids.
CGUCGUCACCUCUCUCGCCGUCGAGGAAUCACGGCGGGCGGCGGCGUCGGCGGCGGCGGCCGGGGGUCCUGGCCGCUCACCACCAUGCCCGACCCCACCACAAAACCCCCCUCGCCGCGCCCCCGCCGCCGCCGCAGGCUCUGCGGCCUCUGCCUCGGCACCGCGCUCCUCGCCCUCCUCGUCUCCGCGCUCGUCCACGCCGUCGCCCCGCCGCGGCGCCGGGCCCCCGCCCCCGCGCGCUUCUCCGUCAUCAUAGACGGAGGCAGCACGGGCACCCGGGCACACGUCUUCGUCACGGGGGCCGACGGCCGCCCGGAUCUGGCGCGCUCCGCCGUGAUGCGCGUCUCCCCGGGCCUCUCGUCCUUCGCAGCCGACCCGGCGCGGGCUGGGGAGUCGCUUCGGCCGCUCAUAGAAUUCGCGAGGGAGAAGGUUGGCAGCGCGGGGGGCGCCACUGCGGAGGCGGAGGUGCGGCUGAUGGCCACCGCUGGGCUGCGUCUGCUCGAGGACCGCGCCCGGGAGGCGAUCCUGGCGUCCUGCAGGGACGUGCUCCGGGCCGCUGGAUUCCGGUUCGAGGACGCGUGGGCCAAGGUGAUCCCAGGUUCUGAUGAAGGCAUCUAUGCUUGGGUUGCGGCAAAUUAUGCUCUUGGCAGACUUGGAGGGGAUCCUAACAAAACUGUUGGAAUAAUUGAACUUGGGGGCGCUUCAGCUCAGCUGACCUUUGCUUCUGAUGAAGUACUUCCUCCCGAACUGUCAAAUAAUUUUACUUUUGGUGAAACAACAUACACUCUCUAUACCAACAGCUUUUUAAACUUUGGUCAAAAUGCAGCUCAAGACUCGUUACAUGAAGUACUUAGGUCAAGAGCAUUGGUGGCGUCCUGUGGUGUCAGUGACAUGCCUGUAUGCCUAGAAUCUUCCAAAAAUAGUACACUUGUUGAUCCUUGCGCUCCUAGAGGAUAUUCACACAAUGAAGUAAUGGUGAGGACAAGUGUUGCUUCAAGAUCAACACUAGAGAACCAAUAUGUUGAUAGUGGAAGUGGAAACUUUACAGAAUGCAGAUCCACUUCCCUGCUUUUACUGCAAAAAGGAAAAGAAAAGUGCCAGUAUCAACAAUGCCAACUGGGAUCUACUUUUGUACCUGAGCUGCGUGGAUACUUCCUGGCAACUGAAAAUUUCUAUUUUACUUCAAAGUUCUUUGGACUUAAGAAGUCUUCACCGCUAUCUGAUUUUGCACUUGCUGGAGAACAAUUUUGCAACCAGGAUUUAUCCACCCUUAGAGAAAAGUACCCUAAUAGAUCAGAUGAUGAUUUCUCAUGGUAUUGCUUCUCGUCGGCAUACAUUGUGGCUCUAUUACAUGACAGUCUUGGUGUACCACUGGAUGACAAGAGGAUUGAGUAUUCCAACCAGGUUGGAGACAUUCAUGUUGAAUGGGCCCUAGGAGCUUUCAUCACAUUGAUGCAAAAUACAAGUUCAAAGCCAUCACAUGCUGCUGUAACAUCAACCCAUGGCAAUAGACCAUUGUUUGCUGUCGUGGGAAUAAUUCUUUUAUGUGGAGUUUUUUUUGUGGCAAAAUGGAGGAAGCCCAAGACAAAGAUUAUAUAUGACUUAGAGAAAGGCCGAUACAUCAUAACACGCAUCAUCUGACGCUGACCCUUGUGCAGAUGAAUGAUAUUUAUACGACAGGAAUAGAUGUUGUGUUGUACAACAAUGUACAAGUUCAAUUCUUUGUGUUCUUGAUCUUAGGUAGCAGAGUUGGGUGGGUGGAGCAUGGAAGAUAGCGUAUUUGUGCGUACAGAAGAAUGUGCAGAACAAUUUUUCAUGUGCUAAUUGUAUUCUUUUUAUGAAUAAAUAUAGUAGUUUGCAAUGAGAUCGGUAUUUUUUUCA